GCAGCACACACGGGGCUUCGUGUUUCUUAAAGCUUUCUCCCCCCCUCCCUCCUCCCCCAGUAAUCUAACAGGCACAACUUGAAGAGAGUGCACAUUUGUUGGUUGUACACCGUACCGAGUGGUAUCCGUCGUACAUUCGUCGGAGAUUAUCCCAUUUUUUCUUUCUAACCUGCGUUAAUUCCUGAUUCGUUUACCAAAAACGAUUCGCUGCGAAGUGAUUACUACAUUUUUUUAAUUAAAAAUAAAAAAAAUGAAGAGAAAGUGCUAAUUGUUUUAUUACUGUGAUCUGAAAAAAAAAACGGUGGGUGAUUAUUCGCUGGAUAAAUGAAUGGUAAAUAAAGUAAAGAGAACUAAUGUCCGAGUGAUGACUUGAGUGUUCCUCAAUGGGACAGGGCCCGUGCUCACAGGCAGUAGCAACAACGUGUCGGGUCCCCGGUGUUCCCCGUGGGUAAUUGCGCCGGGUAAGGUCGUAAAGAAACGGAAGACAGUUUUAUAGCUGUUUCUUUCCCCACUUGUAACCCACGUGGCGCUCGUAAAGUAACUUCUCCCGACUUCUCGCGGGUUCGGCCUGCCUCUCUAUUAGUCGACGGGACCCUCCUACCCUCGGUCGUUCAUUAUCGAAUCGUUAUAACUGCGGUGGGUCUAACGAGGAUCGUCAAUGUGAUUUAAUCGGUAUUGAAUCGCAUCAAAUUGCCAGUAAAUAACAGUCUUGAGAUGGAUAAACAAUUGGUGCGGGGAUGAUAGAGUGUAGCCUCUGACAAGCUUCUCGAGGUAGAUAACAAAAUAUUGAUGAUAAAGUGCUGAUGUGAAUGACCGGACACCUGUGCGCGUCGUGAUCAAGAGAAUCUCGAUAAACAGUAGUUAAUGAUGAGUUCCUAUCAGUUCGUGAAUUCGUUGGCAUCUUGCUAUGCUGGUCAGCAGGCGCAGCAGCAGCAGCAGCAGCCGUCCCGGCCGACGCCGAAUUCACCGGGUGAACCACUCCAGGCUGCAUCGCCCGCCGGUGGUAAUUACUACAAUCCAAAUGUCGCAGCAGCUGGUUAUCCAACCCCAUGUUACUCACCCCAGCAGCACUAUCCACCGCAUCCUUAUGCAGCACCAGCAAGUGGAAUGCAGCAUCAGCCACCAACCGAGAUGAUCGACUACACCCAACUCCAGCCUCAACCGAGGUUAAAUCCAUCGACGACGACUCAACACAGCAUGCACCAGCAGUCGCAUCAUCCUCAGCAUCAUCCCCAGCCUCAGAUUCACUCGGUGGAUCCAACGAGUCCACUUCUCCAGGGUGCAAGCGCCACGUCAGUACCGUCAACCUCCAGUUGCAAGUACGCGGACUCGACGUCAUCGACUGGUGUUUCAUCCCCCCAGGAUUUGACAACGUCAACAUCACGAAAUAGUCCAACACCACUGGCUGGCACCAGCAAAGCUGGCCCAGGACUCACAUCACCACCCGGUAGCUCAUCCAGGUCAUCAGUGGCUGCUUCAGCAUCAUCUCCACCGAGUGGUAGUUCAAGGGUUGGCGAGGGCAGCUCGACGUUGACAACUGCCUCAUCCGCCUCGUCACCUGCAUCAUCAACAUCGAGUACCUCCAGCACGGGAAAUAAUUCAUCGAAUAAAGGAAAUAGCAGCAGUGGAAAUCCACCGCAGAUUUAUCCCUGGAUGAAGAGAGUACACAUUGGACAGAGUACUGUGAAUGCCAAUGGAGAAACGAAACGUCAGAGGACAUCAUACACAAGGUACCAGACAUUGGAACUUGAGAAGGAGUUUCACUUCAACCGUUACCUCACAAGACGACGACGCAUUGAAAUAGCCCAUGCGCUGUGUCUAACGGAACGUCAAAUAAAAAUAUGGUUUCAAAAUCGUCGAAUGAAGUGGAAGAAGGAGCACAAAAUGGCGAGCAUGAACAUAGUACCAUACCACAUGUCGCCGUAUGGUCAUGCCUACCAGUUUGCACCUCACCCAGGCCAGUUUGCCCAUUUGGCCACAUAGGACGAGUUCUCGCCCGCCGAGCUCGGGGCACAUGCGGUCCGGUUUCCGGGUAUGUACGGCGAACAGAAUUUCUAAAGGCUUUCAAAUGUACAUCCGUCUCACUCGCUUGUACCUGACAACUGAUUGAGAUGAUUGUACUUCACUUCUUGCUAGGCACUAGAUCGAUUUGUCACUUAGUGAUCACCACGUCUCUAUCCAAUUUUGGGAUGAACAGCUAUUCCAGGGUUGACGAUUAGCUGUGGAUAUUUGCUAUCUGUCAGCUCAUCCUCAGUAUUGCUUUUUCCAUUGUCACGUUGAAUGGACAAGAGCUACCGGUGAAAAUCUGUGAUAUAUCCUCUAGUCCUAUUCUAGUCAAAUGACUAUCGCUGAAGAUGAAGGGAAAGCCAAACUUAAGUUAUCCAAGAAAUUCUGAUACAGUUCUAUCACUGUCGCUGUGCACCUGAUCAUUGUAAUUGAGACUGGACUGCGCUCCGAGAGGAUCUCCAUCCCACGCAAUGCAUUUUAUAUCAAAUGAAAUUAAGAUAUACAAAGAUUUUAAAUUAAAACGCAAAAUGCAUCUGCCGGGGAUCCGACUCAGCGGGCGAGAUUAAUGAAUCUCAUUAGUGGUUAAGAUCAUAGAUAUUUAGUGGCUGUCUUGAUUGAUUGAUGAUACAAUCACAUCCGACUGCUGAUUACAAAAUGAAAAUCAUCUCAAAAGUACUUACGUCUUCAACUUCCACUCGUGCGCAAGUAACUCGAUGGCUAAAUUUUCAUACCUCUCAAUUGUUGACAAAAUUUUUAAUUAAAAAUCUGUAAGUCACAUUAAAUGGAGGAGCAGUUGCUCACACGCAAAACAAGAAAAUCGUCUUUGAUUCUUAGAUUUUAAGAUUGCCUGCUAAUGCUCAAAGUGUUCUUGGCCAAAAAAAAAAUAAAAAGAAAACCGAUGCAUCCGAGUUAUAACUCGAUUGUCGAUACCGCGUCCAUUGUAAAUAGUGCACACGUGAUAAAAAUGUCGAUCGAUCGCGAUGCUAGGUUCAAAGAUGAAUGAGGGAUGGCGACUAUUUAUGAAAACCUCCACCGGAAGCCCUUGCGCUUCCUUAUUACGUACGAGAGAUCAUUCAUCUCGAGAUUAAAAAAACCUGAUUGGAUGAUUAAUUAACAAGUGCGUUGUUAGCCAGGUGUGCGUGCACGUGCAUCCGUGCAUAAUUCGAUGUAAUAUCUUGUGAUAUGGGACGAACUAAAAUGAGGAAAUAAUAAUUAAGUAAAUAAUGAAAUGCGUCACUAUGUGUUUAGUUAUGGUUGAUUGAUAUAAAUUGUAAAAGCGAGGAUCGUGCGUUACGAGGAAGCAAAUUCGGAGGCAUACAGGGAUUAAACGAGUAUACGAUUUAAACGGUUAGUGUGAAAAAUUUUAAGACGAUAUUUGUACAUAAAUUAUAAACCAAGAUUUCGAGUGAAUUUAAUUAGUACAUCAAAUUGACCUUUUGUUUAUUAAAAUGUCGAAUAUUCCUCGAUUUCUUAUCACGAAAGUCGUAUUUAAUGAUUGAGUAACGAUUAUUAUUAUUAAAAUAUUAUAUGAUUAUUGAAAUUAUGGAUUAUUAUUGUCAUUACGAUUAUAUUGAGAAUGAGUCUGUUGAUAAUUGACUUGGUCCAGUGUUAAUAUUGUAUUUUAUUUGUUUCGUUAUGGUUUUUUUUUUUCUUUUUUUUUUGUUGUUUUCAUACGCCGCGUGUCGUGAUACACGCUCCGUACCUACGCGAUAAAAUGCCGUGAAAUUACGAGAGAAAAAAAAAAUUAUCAUUCAGUGUGUGUUCUGUUUCUGUAAUGAUUAUUUUCACCAAUGGCGAGCCAAAUAUAUAUCUUUCAUGUUGCGCGAUUCUGAGAGAUUCAUAUUAUUCUGUUAUUGAAUGUGAAUUGUUUUCUCCUCUCGCUCCUCAAAAUGUCGUACAGAAAAUUGUAAAAACAAAUUAAUGACUAUUUUCUUCCUUGCUCGAGGAUAAAAUUUAUUUGAAAAAAAUUGAAGGAAAUUUCCCUUAAAUUAAGCUCAAAGUAUUACGUUCGCGUAGCGUUUUUUCUGAUGAAAUGUUACUUCAUUCCAUGUAAUAUACAUAAAUAGUCUAGCUAAAGGGAAAAAAAAAUAUGAUGAAAAAUAAAAAUUAUCUACUUAUUACGAAAAUACGUAAACCUAGAGCACCGUACACGUGUAAGAAUCGUAUAAUUAUAUAUAAUUUAAAUUGUAAUUAUUAAAUGGUACCUAUGACGUAAA
Fopius arisanus is the source of this 4223-nucleotide messenger RNA. It is a transcript of the gene Scr, whose product is annotated as Sex combs reduced. Bases 865 to 1983 code for a protein of 372 amino acids. The transcript has 2 exons. Gene Ontology annotation, molecular function: DNA-binding transcription factor activity, RNA polymerase II-specific; RNA polymerase II cis-regulatory region sequence-specific DNA binding. The record is from RefSeq and is a predicted model, not a curated record. Gene Ontology annotation, biological process: anterior/posterior pattern specification; positive regulation of transcription by RNA polymerase II. Gene Ontology annotation, cellular component: nucleoplasm; nucleus. Lineage: Eukaryota; Metazoa; Arthropoda; Insecta; Hymenoptera; Braconidae.